Xylona heveae TC161 is the source of this 3264-nucleotide messenger RNA. RefSeq names its product PX domain-containing protein. Gene Ontology annotation, molecular function: phosphatidylinositol binding. The transcript is spliced from 9 exons. The coding region runs from base 144 to 2960 and encodes 938 amino acids. The record is from RefSeq and is a predicted model, not a curated record. Lineage: Eukaryota; Fungi; Ascomycota; Xylonomycetes; Xylonales; Xylonaceae.
CGUCCUUGUUUAGACCGUCUCGGGACCCUACGUCACCCCAGGCUCGUCCCCACCACCGUCGUUCUCUCCACGAUCUUGACUGUGCCGCCAUACCGUCGAUCACGACGUGAGGGAGAAAGAAAAAUAUCAACGCAGAGAGAACAAUGGCCGACCAGGCCAAAUCAAAUCCUCCUGCUGUCGUAUUGAACGGCAUGACUCAAAUGGAAGCGCCUGGCAGCGGCGUCGCCGUUGAGAAGCCUUCGCAAGAGGAUCCGACGGUCCCGCAGGAAGCAGCUCCGAGACCCUCAACAGAUUCAGCUCCCGCACCGGGCCAGAUACUGACCGGCAAACAAGAACACUACCUCAAGCGUGAGCUUCUUUCGCAGCAAGUGCGUUUUGAAAUUUCCGAACUUUCUUCGCCUACUGCCCUGCAGCGUUUCGGCGCCCCAUUUCGGUCAGAAUUUGGUGAAGUAGCUCCGAUAGAUUCAGACCUGCCGAUAUUGCGAUACAUUUUUGUGCAUCAUGUGCGAAACUUUCCAUUUCUAGACCAGGCGCGGGAAACGGAAUUUUGGCAAAAUAAGUUACAAGUGUUUCUAGAGUCGUUUGCCAACAAGCAUGUCUCUUCGUCGGAAGAUCGGCUGGAAAUGACCAAGCGUCGGAAGCUUGCGAUCAAGGCGCAGAAGCUGGUCGAGCUCAUGAUGGUUUCCGGUAUACCUACAGCGUCUGGAUAUGAAGAGCGGAUCCGAUUUUCCGAGAUUGAAGUGGUUGAUCGCGGUGCGCAAGAGCAGGGGCUUGUGUUGAACAUGCCCAAUGGCCAUGAGAUUAAUGGGUGGAAUGUGAACAUUGCUGGUGUGCGCACGACAUCUGUGAAGCGCACUGUUCGAUACCAUCAGCAUGCUGAAUUCCUCAUCAGCGUCAAGCAAGGAAAAGGCCCCGAGAUAUUUAUCGGUCGACGAUACGGCGAGUUUGCACGCCUGCAUAAACGUCUUCGCGUUGAGCUCCCCGGAAAGGUCUUGCCACCGCUGCCUCGAAAGAAUAAGAAUUCGACGACAUCAAACUUCCUUGGCGUCAAUGGCGACGACGCGUCGUCCGUGUCGUCCGUGUCGACACAAGAUAAUACUCCAUCUGAUGAGGGCAGCGGUUUGAGGAGCUUUGUUGGGUUAGGUCAUCGACGGGGUGGGUCCCUCAACAGUGUCAAGUCCCCACGAACCUCAGUUGAGAGUGUGCGAGACUCUGUGGUACUCUAUCGGGAGGACCAGCGUGUUUCGCUUCGCGCGUUCUUGAGGACCUUAUUGCAAAACCAAAUGAUUUCAGAGACAAAGGCCAUGAGCGAUUUCUUGACCGGCCGUCCCAUUCAACUCAAUGAGGAAGAAAAGGCAGACAUUCAGCGACGAACCGAAAUGGACGAGCGACGUGUCGAGGAGCAACGAAAAUUCUAUGAGAUUGCACGGCAAAGGGCGAAAGAACUUGAUGUGUAUAUGGAACGGUUCCGACGGGAUAUCGUUGAGAGCAACGGCUUGACCAAGCUCUUUAGAGAAAUUCGGGUCAAACAUAGCAUCGACGAGCUCAGCGUCGAAUACAAGAAAUUUGCUGAAUGGCUCCGUAUAGAAGUUGCUGCCACGAUAUACCACCUUUUCCUGGCGGAAGACAAUUCGCCAGAGAUGUUUGCACAGGCAAAGAGAAUACACUCCCUCAUUCCCUACACGCUCCUGAAGAAUGUUAUCCGCAUUGCAAAUCCAGCAGCAGUCAUGUCUGGUGUCUUAGACCUGUUCCUGGCUCAACCCUUUGGAUCUCGCUCGCUGUUGCAACGCAUCUUUUCAAUGGCGCUCAAUGACGGCAUCAGAUCAUUCCAGAAAGCUAUUGAUUCAAUAGCUCUCAAGAUUGAUGAUCCGGUCUUGUGUGAGAAAUUGAAAAAGUUUUGUGACUCCGAUGAAGAAACAAAGGACAUCAUCCGAGCAGAGGCUGCUAGUGAAGACAUUGACCUCUUGGUGGCCAUUCUGCGAACGGAUCUUCUUUCGCCGCCUUUGACGCCUGACCAGAUUGGAAAGGUAUUCAAUGCAUAUGUCGCAUGGAACAAUGCCGUGGAAAACGUUGAUGAGGAAAUGAAACAAGGAGCACAGCUCUUUGCAUCCUUGAAGCAGCUACUCAAGCUCUACACUCGUCAGAGGGACAAGAUGAUGAUGUUAAGCAUCAUUGAAGAGCCUGUUACACUACAGCUUUUCCGGGACUUGUUCACCAUCUUCUAUGAACCGCUUGUUCGGGUGUACAAGUCAGCCAAUGUGUACAAUAGUGUGACCGACUUUGCCGCCUUUUUCGAAGACAUGAUCCAUGUCGUUGAGCGCGCACAGCGACAGGACGUCGCCGCUGACCCCAACCAGACUGUCCAAUCAUUCAUCGACCUCUGCGCUCGCCACCAAGACAACUUUUACAAGUUUGUUCACGAGGUGCAUCUCCACGACAACGGCCUGUUUGAGCAACUCAUGGGCUGGCUAGAGGGCAUUCUUGAAUUCCUCCGAAACGGGCCCAAGGGCGGCAAGCUCGAUAUGAAUGCCUUGUUCCAGGGCGCAAAGGACGUUGGACAAAUUGACAAGCAAGUGGCGCUCAAGGAAAUUGACGCCUUGAUCCACUGGCAAGAAGAGCGGAAAAAGUGGCAUUACGACAAGACCAGGCAGAAGAUGGCUGCCGAUGGAAACGCUGCCACCGUAGCAGAUGCCCCAGGCGCGAAUACCUUUAAGAGUUCAGACUUUGGCCUCAAUGAGAUGGACCUCCAAGAUCUCAACAUCGAAGAUGACGACGAGGCAAGCGAGUCUGAAGACGAAGACGAGAACCUCGACCCCUUUGCGGCAGAGCGUAAACGUCGCGCCAAGCGGCAGGACCGCUUACGGCGCACGGCCGGCGAACCUAUCAAGCCGCCCGUCAGCGAGCUUCUCAAGCUCCAGCCUGGCUUCCUCGCCAUGCUGAGAAUGGUCUUGGCCGAUUAGUUCUUGCAUCUGGAUGUCCAUUGUAUGGUUUGAUCCAGGAGUGCAUUGCAACUUUUCAUUAAACUUGGCCCUUGCUCUAUUUGUACUCUUUUCCUACUUCUUUCUUUCCAAGGCUGGUCCUUGUAUUCUGUCCUUUUUCACCGCUUCCACCCUUUUUUUUUUUUUGUAGUUUUGCUCUCCUCUGCUCUGCUCUGAUACCUCCUGUGUCCCUGUCUCCUAAUCUGUUUUUUAACACUUAUCACUUUUUACAUUUUCACAUGCAGCUUACGCCUUGAUUGUUCGUCUUCGAUGCGUUUACGGGGGU